ACAUUUGAUAAGCAUAAGUAUUUGUACAGAACAGAAAAUUAAUUAAAUUAAUAUUAAUUUGCAUUUUGAAAUACGAAAACGAAAAACGUUUAAUAAUCAUUAACUUUUCUCGUCGUUGAACUCGGCUUCGUCCAAGACACCGUAGUCCGUUUUUUAGUUGUAAGAAAAUGGCGUUUCUGAGUCCGUUCUUCCGGAAUCCAAUAACCGAUUUUACUGGUCCACUCAUGAGUGCGCAGACGGGCGUACGCUGUGCAGAUUUUGAAAUGAAAUUGAUGAACUGUUACGAGGCGUAUGGGUAUCCAAAAGGAAUAGAAGUAUGCCAAGCGUAUUAUGAGGAUUUUAAAGAAUGUUGCACUAGAGAAAAACAGAUGUCUAGAAUUGUAGCAAUUCAAAAUGAACGUGAACGUCAAGCCAAGCCAGAGUAUGAAAAACCUCCAGCAAUGCACACAUUUUAGAUAUGCACUUAUGUAACGCGUUUGUUAUAAAUACGUAUUUUAUAUGAAUAAAACUGUUUUAAUGAUUAUAA
Messenger RNA from Melanaphis sacchari, 526 nucleotides. RefSeq names its product NADH dehydrogenase [ubiquinone] iron-sulfur protein 5 (gene ND-15). The transcript has 3 exons. NCBI's taxonomy places the organism in Eukaryota, Metazoa, Arthropoda, Insecta, Hemiptera, Aphididae. The record is from RefSeq and is a predicted model, not a curated record. Bases 168 to 455 code for a protein of 95 amino acids.